AUGGUGAAUAAAAUUGAUCCUAGAUCUUUGGGAAGUCCAAUGGAAAGCAAUAGUGCCAGACUUCCUAGCAACUCAUCGUCGUUGAGACUAUCAGCUCGGCCUCCAUUAUAUUCUGUACCCUCAUCGCAAUCUUUACGAAGUCUACAGAAUCUUUACACAUUUAAUGAUCCUCUUUUAGACACCUAUGUGAACAAUAAAUACAAGACCGUGGAGGAGGGCGAUAGUUUCAAAGACUUUGACUUCUCCGGAGGCUAUAAAGAAGAGUCUUUCGACAAGUUCGCUUAUUUAGCGUACUACAUGCCAGUAUUAAAAUGGCUCCCACAAUACCGUUGGAAAGAGAACAUUGUGGGUGAUUUUGUUGCAGGAGUAUCAUUAGCAUCUUUUCAGACGCCGCUAGUAAUGUCAUUUGCAACAUCUUUGGCUCAUUUGCCUCCAGUAUUCGGAUUAUAUUCUGUCAUUAUUGGAGCCUGUGUUUAUGCAAUCUUCGGCACUGUACCCAUUUUGGUAGUGGGUCCCACGCCCUCUAUUGCCUUAAUCAUUGGUCAAGUAAUGGAUUCUUCAAGACAUAAGCCUCCUCUUAAUGAGUACUCAGAAUUAGAUAUACUAACCUGCUUGUCGGCUAUCAUAGGAGGCGUUCUUUUGGGAAGUGGUUUAUUUAGGAUUGGUUUUCUAGAUAAGCUCUUAAGUAGAGCAUUACUAAAAGGUUUUAUUGGGGCCAUGGGUCUUAUUAUGAUUAUAAAUGAAUUAGCAACGCAAUUCGGAAUCUAUAAAUUAUCAUUAACAGAACCUCAUCUGUCAACAUUGAACAAAUUAUCGUUCAUAUUUCGUCACUAUGAUAGUACCCACAGGCUCACAUUCUUGGUAUCUGCAAUAACUCUAACUUCGGUUCUUGUCAUCAGGAAAAUGAAAACAAUUUUGACGAAAAGAUUCCAUGUAAAACAAGCAAUUUAUAUCCCAGACCUUCUACUCAUGGUUAUUAUUACCACAUAUCUCAGUUGGAAUUUUGAAUGGAAAGAAUUGGGACUUGAGGUAGUAGGCGAUGUUAGCAGUAACUCUACUAAAGUUAAGAUUAGUAAUCCUUUCAGUUUGACGAAAGCUCCUCUUUACAAAGAAUUGGUUUCGACGGCGUUAGUGUGCACGAUGUUGGGAUAUUUUGAUUCUACUACUGCUGCCAAAGCUCUUUCAACACAAUACAAAUUUGACGUUUCUUCUAAUAGAGAGCUAAUUGCAUUAGGUGCUGUUAAUUUUGUGGUAGGUCUACUUGGGGUGUUGCCUUCCUUUGGUGCCAUAGGAAGAUCUAAAAUUAACAUUUUAUCUGGAGCUAAGACACCUAUGGCUAGUAUUUUCAUGUCAAUAUUGGCAUUGAUCACGCUUUUGUAUCUCUUGCCCUUCAUUUACUAUCUUCCAGAUUGUGUCUUGGCGAUUUGUACUACAAUUGUUGGUAUCACCGUCCUAGAAGAUAUACCUUCAGAUCUAAAAUUCUUUUGGGAUGUUAGAGGAUAUGACGAACUUUUAACGUUCGCUAUAAUUUUUUUAACUACAAUGUUGUGGAGUGCUCAAGCUGGUGUUACUCUUGGAUUUUUGAUUGCUAUCUUUAGAGUUAUUAAACAAGGUACAAAGUCAAGAAUUCAGGUCUUGGGGCGUGUUCCAAACUCUAAUUCCUUUAGAAAUGCCGACGCACUAAUUGAGGAAUGCUUUAGUGCAUAUUCUAGCCAAUAUGGAACUGAUGAAUCUCUCGGAAGAGACUCUGUUUUGGCCAAUUUAGUGGCAGAAAUCGAAGAGAUAGAAGGUGUGUUGAUCAUAAGCAUCCCCGAACCCUUAAAUUUUGCAAAUUCAUGGGACCUUAAGAGUAGCUUAUCAAAGAUUGAAAAGUAUGGCACGUUGCUUGUACAUCCGUCACAGCCAGUGAAACGUGCUUUCAAUAAAAGCACUAUUAAGUUUAUCAUCAUUGACUGUAGAGGUAUGGACUACGUCGACACGUCAGCAAUCCAAGUCCUACUUGAAAUUAUCAAAAAAUACAUCGAGGAUUUUGGAAUAUUGGUAUGCUUCUCCAGAGUUCCAGUCAAUUUGCAGGUGAGAGACAAGUUUAUAAGAUCUGGAAUUCAAGACUUGGUCAAUCAAUCCUUCAAGUUCUAUAUUGAAAAAUUGCAUAACGAUGCUACGGCAUCUCGGCCUGUGAAUAUAGGUAUUUCUUCAAAUUCGAUGGGUGAUGGGUUCUUCCUUAGUAUUGACGAGGCAGUCAGAUCGAUAAGGCUAGAAGUCUUGUAA
Molecule: messenger RNA, 2268 nt
Organism: Priceomyces carsonii
Lineage: Eukaryota; Fungi; Ascomycota; Pichiomycetes; Serinales; Debaryomycetaceae
Product: SulP family inorganic anion transporter
Exons: 1
Coding region: 1-2268 (755 amino acids)
Biological process (GO): transmembrane transport
Cellular component (GO): plasma membrane
Molecular function (GO): sulfate transmembrane transporter activity
Source: RefSeq, a predicted model, not a curated record